Molecule: messenger RNA, 3627 nt
Organism: Prorocentrum cordatum
Lineage: Eukaryota; Dinophyceae; Prorocentrales; Prorocentraceae
Source: the annotation of a GenBank genome assembly
AUGGCGCUGACGCCGGGGUACCUGGCGGAGACGGGCAUGCAGCCCGUAUCAGGCGUAGCCUGCGUGCUGUCUGGCGCAGAGGAGGGUGACUUCCCAACGGCGUCCUCGUCCUCCAAGAAGAAGCCCGUGGGCAAGUGGCACGGCGCCUCCGUGCGCGAGACGUUCAUCAAGUUUUUCCAGGAGAAGUGCAAGCACUCCUUCGUGCCGUCGUCGCCCGUGGUGCCGCACAACGAUCCGACCUUGCUCUUUAUCAACGCCGGCAUGAACCAGUUCAAGCCCAUCUUCGUCGGCCAGAUCGACCCGAGCCACCCAUUCGCGAAGUUGAAGCGCGCGGCCAACUCACAGAAGUGCAUCCGCGCCGGCGGCAAGCAUAACGACCUGGAGGACGUCGGGAAGGACGUGUACCACCACACGUUCUUCGAGAUGCUUGGCAACUGGUCUUUCGGCGACUACUUCAAGAAGGACGCCAUCGACUGGGCCUGGGAGCUCCUGACCAAGGUCUACGGCAUGGACCCAUCGCGCCUGUACGCCACGUACUACGGUGGAGAUCCCAAGCAGCCCAGCGUUCCCAGUGACGAAGAGGCCAGGGAGAUGUGGAAAAAGUACCUUCCGGAGAGCAGGAUCCUCCCGUUCGACAUGAAGGAUAACUUCUGGGAGAUGGGGGACACCGGCCCCUGCGGCCCCUGCACAGAGAUCCACUACGAUCGAAUUGGUGGCCGGGACGCGGCCCACCUGGUAAACAUGGACGACCCUGACGUGCUCGAGAUCUGGAACCUCGUGUUUAUGCAGUACAACCGCGAGAACGACGGCUCCCUGACCACCCUCCCGGCCCAGAGCGUCGACACGGGCGCUGGCCUCGAGCGCGUCACGUCCGUGCUCAUGGACAAGCGCAGUAACUACGACACCGACCUCUUCACCGAGAUUUUCGACGCGAUUCAGGCCAAGACCGGGUGCAGGGACUACACUGGCAAGGUGGGCGACGAGGACACCGACCACGUGGACAUGGCCUACCGCGUGAUCGCGGACCACAUCCGGACACUGACUAUCGCCCUCACGGACGGCGCGGUGCCCUCCAACGACGGUCGCGGGUACGUACUGCGUCGGAUCCUGCGGCGCGCGGUGCGCUACGGCCGCGAGAUCCUCGGAGCGAAGCCUGGCUUCUUCCACACGCUUGUGGACUCGGUGCUCGACACGCUCGGCGACGCCUUCCCGACGCUCAGGGAGAACCCAGAGGACGUCAAGGCGAUCAUCAAGGACGAGGAGGAGCAGUUCGGGAGGACGCUGGAGAAGGGCACCGCGAAGCUGAAGGCGUUUGCGAGCAAGGGCAAUAUCACUGGCGACGACGCGUUCCUGCUGUUCACCAGCUACGGCUUCCCGGUGGACCUCACGGAGCUUAUGGCCGCGGAGCUCAAGGUCGAGGUGGACAUGCCGGGAUUCGAGGCCAGGAUGCAGAAGUUCAGGGAGGACUCGAAGGCCAGCGGCACAUUCAAGAACAGGAAGGACAUGACGUUGAUGGCCGCCCAGACCGACGAGCUCGGCAAGAAGAUGGCCCUGGCCACGACCGACGAGUCGGCCAAGUACACCUGGGACAGCGCGAAGGGCGACGGCUCUGAGAUGCCGGCCAAGGUCAUGGCCAUCUACGACGGCAAGGAGUUCAUCAAGAGCUGCAAGGUCGAGAACGAGACCGUCGGAAUUGUGCUGGACAAGACGCCCUGCUACGCCGAGCAGGGAGGCCAGACGUUCGACACCGCCGAGAUCACCACCGCGGCCGGCGCGGAGUUUAAGUGCGAAGACGCGCAGAAGUACGCGGGCUUCGUCCUCCACAUCGGGACCAUGACUGGCGGUGAGAUCAAGGUCGGCGACGCUGUGGGCGUCAAGGUCGACUACGCCAGGCGCGCCCUGAUCGCCAAGAACCACACCGCGACGCACAUCCUCAACUACGCGUUGCGCGCGGUGCUGGGAGACAAGAUCGACCAGAAGGGCUCCCUCAACGACGAGUACAAGCUGCGAUUUGACUUCUCCUACGGCAAGCCCAUCGAGACCGAGGAGCUGAACAAGAUCGAGGAGAUCUGCAACCAGGAGAUCCAGAAGGCGCACAAGAUCUGCUUCCAAGAGGUGGCCCUGGGCAAGGCCAAGGCCAUCGGCGGGCUGCGCGCGGUCUUCGGAGAGACCUACCCGGACCCGGUCCGCGUGGUCAGCGUGGGCCCGGAGGUGGACGCCAUGCUGGCGGACUCGAAGCAGCUCUGGGGCGUCAACUACAGCGUCGAGUUUUGCGGCGGCACUCACGUGAACAACAGCAGCGAGAUUUACAAGUUCGUCUUGCAGGUGGAGGAGGGCAUCGCCAAGGGGGUAAGGCGCAUCGUGGCGGUCACGGGCCCGCAGGCCGCUGUAGAGGCCACGCUGAAGACCAAGGCCCUCUCCGUGGAGGUCGACGAGGCCAAGACGCUCAUGGGGGCGCUGCUCGAGAAGAAGAUCGCCGAGAUGAGGAACAAGAUCUCCACCGACAAGGAGGUCUCCCUGGUGCUGAAGCGGAAGAUGCUCGGGGACAUCGACAAGCUUAAGGAGAAGCAGUUGGCUGGGGGCAAGGCGGAGGCCAAGGCAGUGGAGAAGAAGGCUAAGGAGAUCGGCGAGCAGAUCGCGGACGAGGCCGCCAAGGCUUCGGGCGACAUGUACGUCGGCGUUGUGGACGCGGGCGUUUUUGACGACGGCAAGGCGGUGGCCUUCGCGGAGGGCGCCGCGUCCAAGAAGUGCACCACCAAGGCGAUGUUCUUCAUCAGCAACGCGGGCGGCAAGCUGGCGGUGCUUGCGGUUGUGCCGAAGGACCUCAAGGGCAAGGUCUCCGCGAAGGCCUGGACGGGCGCCGUGCUGGAGGCCAUCGGCGGCAAGGGUGGCGGCAACGACGACAAGGCCCAGGGCCAGGUCUCCGACCCCGCCAAGUUCGACGAAGCCCUGGCGAAGGCCAAGGAGUUCAUGGGCAGCGGCGGGGGCGGCGGUGGCUUCAAGCCCGCCGAGAGGGCGGCGCCGCAGAAGGAGGGCAAGAAGGACAAGGGCGCCAAGGAGGAGGCGAAGCCCGCCGCCAGCCCCGAGGAGGAGGCAAAGAAGAAGCUGAAGAAGGUGAAAAAGGAGGGCGGCAAGCGGGGCGUCGAGAUCGAGGGGGCGGCCGACAUGGGCGGCCUGCAGUUCUUCUGCACCUCCGUGGACGAGCCGGAGGGGGACCUCGAGCUCCUGAUGACGUGCGUGGAAGCCAUGAACGAGAAGAGCGACCCGACGGAGGAGGAGCGCAAGGGCGGCUCUGGCCACAUCGGCAAGAUGGUGUUCUCCUGCGGGGUCGAGCAGCUGGCCAUCGUGGCCUACGUGCCCGAGGAGAAGCAGGGCGAGCUGAACUGCAAGGAGUGGCUGGAAAAGGUGCUGGCCCUCUACCCGGGCAGCAAGGUGGUGAGCGAGAGCGCGACCUACUGCUCGGGCGCCAUCCUCUCGAACGCCGACAAGAACAUCUUCCCGCUCAAGAUCAGGGAGGGCCUGAUCCUGGAGGCGAACAACUUCCUGCGAAGCAAGGGCUUGUUCCCGGAGGACAACGGCGACGACAGCGACGAGAUGGUGUUCGGCGACGACGACUUCCCGUCCUAG